GAUAAAUUCCAAAAGCGAAAGAAGAAAGUGAAAGUAGACUGAACCGCAUGUGUGAUAAGCUACAUUUUAUUGAUGUUUUAGAAAGUUAACCAUGAAGAAGAAAGGAAAAGCAAAGGGCAAAAAGGAAAAGACAAAGAAACACCAAGAGGAUCCUCAACCUUUGAAAAAAACGGGCAAAACUAAAACUAAACCUGCCUUAGUCAGUACUGUUGCAGGUGACAAUUCAAAGCAAAGGGGAGAUAAAAAUUCAGAUGCAGAAGAUAAAACAUUAAAGGGGGAAACUUCAGACCCAACUGGAAAAUUCUCAGAUAAGACAGAAACUACUCACAAAUAUGACAAUGCAUCUUCAUCUGGUCUAGAAACUGGACACAGUGGUAAAAGAAAACAAAGUCAGGAAGGUGAAAUAUUUUCAUCCAAUUUUUGGGCAAAAAGUAAAAAGAAAUACCAAAAAAUGAGUGAAAAGCAAAAUAAACUUAUUUCAUCACCCACAGAGAAAAUAUCUGUUAAAGACCAAAGGAAAGGUAAUGGCCACCAGACAGAAAGAAAGAGAAAAUCUUCCACAAACUUGAGUUAUUUGACUGACGAGGAUAGAAAAGAAAAGACUUCUUCAACACAAGACUUUGAAAGUACAAAAAAUACCAAAUCCAAGAGAAACAUGAAGAAAAGAAGGAAGUCAGACAGUUUAAAUGUGGACAUAGAUGAAACUGAAGAACAGACCGUAGUAGAGGAUACAUUGAAAGGGGUUAAAAUCAUAGACUUGCAAGAUGGACUGUUAUUUGCUAUGGAACAAGAUGUUGAAGUUUGUUUCCAAGGAAACUGUCGUCUGCAACCAUUAUAUGGGACUGUUUCUGUGUUUGGAAGCCAUCUUGAAGUAUCAAAUCAUUAUGACUUUUACUCGCCAGAUUCAAAUAGCUUUUUAACAAUUAAGAGUGAAGCAAUAGAACAGAACCAAGCACUGGUCAAAAAGAUUUUAUCGGAACUGAAAAUUGGUUUGGACCAAAGAAAAAAUAUUUCUGAAACUAUGUCAGCCAUUAUUAAAAUAGAGAAGUUGAACUCAAGAUCAAUGGAGAUAAUUCCACAAUAUCCACCAUUUCAAGAAAUUUUCUACAGAAAAGAAGAAGUGGAUACUUUACCUAGAUGGAAACGGUCUUUGUUAAGAGUAGGUUUAACCGUGCUUGAAGAUAGACCAAAACUGACAUUCCCUAGUCAAUACUUGAUGCUAAAGGAUAAAGCAUGCAGACUAAUAAGAAAUAAAAGUGGAGCAUCAUCUGUCAUUACAAUUAUUGGAGGGAAGAAUUCUGGGAAAUCUACGCUCAAUAGAUAUUUAAUAAACUCGCUACUCAAUAAAGUUGAUAAAGUUUACUUUCUUGAAUGUGAUGUUGGACAGACAGAGUUUACUCCCCCUGGUUGUGUUUCCCUACAUUGUGUUUCUGAGCCAGUACUAGGACCUCCAUUCACUCAUCAGAGAGCAGCAGUUUUUUCCUGUUUUUUUGGAGGAGUAACACCAGCAGAUGAUCCCACUAGAUACCUAACCUGUAUAGAAAAAUGCUUCUCUAAGUAUCUAGACUUGGAAGAGAAAGGACCACUGAUAGUAAAUACUUGUGGCUGGAAUAAAGGUGUAGGAUUAGCCUUGACAGUGGAUAUUGUCAGAUUAGUUUGUCCAUCAUUACUGGUACAGAUCAACACUAAAAAGGCAGUUGUCAAUUUUCCUAGGAUGUUGCCAAACUUUGUGCAAAGAGAGCCAGGAUGGAGAGGGAAAAUAUGGGAUGAAAAGUGGAAAUAUAUGGAUGACUAUCCUGAGUAUGAAUUGUUGACUAUAGAUUCAGCUGUUAACCCUUUUGAGAGCCAGAUAAGCCGAUAUAAACCAUUUGAUCACAGAGAUUUGAACUUGUUUAGUUAUUUGUGUAAUAACCUUGAACCUGGUGUGUCCUUAACCUCUUCAACCCCAUACACAGUACCAUGGAAGUCUGUUGCUAUACAUGUAGUCCAUACAGAAGUAGAGAAUUUAGAAAUACUGUAUGCUAUCAAUGGUUGUCUGGUGGCACUGUGUAAAGCUGACAUUACUGAAGCAGAGAGAGAAAAUAAAAACACACCAUUUUUCUUUAAAAAUACACCUGUUUGUCAGUGUCUUGGAUUUGGCAUUGUUAGAGGGAUUGACUCUGUUGAGAAAGAGCUAUACAUUAUCACACCUCUAAAUCAACAAGAUUUGCAGAAGGUCAAUGCAGUGAUUAGAGGAAAUGUAAACUUACCAAGUCAAGUCUUGUUCAAGCAGAAGUGUGAUGGACCAAUUCCCUAUAUAACAAAUCCUAUACUGACGACUGGGUCACAAAUACUGAGACAAAGAAACCUCAAACCAAGGAAACAGACUCCUGAAAAUCAGGAAUAAUAAAUUCAUAUACAGCA
Messenger RNA from Mytilus californianus (California mussel), 2403 nucleotides. Its product is annotated as polynucleotide 5'-hydroxyl-kinase NOL9-like. The coding region runs from base 92 to 2386 and encodes 764 amino acids. Gene Ontology annotation, cellular component: nucleus. Gene Ontology annotation, molecular function: polynucleotide 5'-hydroxyl-kinase activity. NCBI's taxonomy places the organism in Eukaryota, Metazoa, Mollusca, Bivalvia, Mytilida, Mytilidae. The record is from RefSeq and is a predicted model, not a curated record. Gene Ontology annotation, biological process: cleavage in ITS2 between 5.8S rRNA and LSU-rRNA of tricistronic rRNA transcript (SSU-rRNA, 5.8S rRNA, LSU-rRNA). The transcript is spliced from 13 exons.